Messenger RNA from Phytophthora infestans T30-4, 966 nucleotides. RefSeq lists its product as uncharacterized. NCBI's taxonomy places the organism in Eukaryota, Oomycota, Peronosporomycetes, Peronosporales, Peronosporaceae. Bases 1 to 966 code for a protein of 321 amino acids. Gene Ontology annotation, cellular component: membrane. The transcript is spliced from 3 exons. Gene Ontology annotation, biological process: transmembrane transport. The record is from RefSeq and is a predicted model, not a curated record. Gene Ontology annotation, molecular function: sucrose:proton symporter activity.
AUGGGAUACACCCGUCAGAUCGGCGACGCGUUGGGUGACAUCGGUGAUGGCAAGAAAGGACAAGAGACCCACCGGUUCUGGACCAUCUUCUUCACGGUCUUCUUCUACACUUGGAUGGACAUAACAGUGAAUGUAGUACAGACUCCGCUGUAUCUGAUGAUCUCGGACUUUGCUGGCGAGCGCCAGACACUCGCCUCUUCCCUCGCAUUGGGAUGGUCGUGUCUCGGUUCAAUCUUGGUAUCAGGCUACAUUUACCUGUUUGGUGCGGCUCACCUGACACUUCGAUGGUUUCUGUUCAUGCUGUCGAUCACGAUGAGUGCUUUCGAGGCCAUUGACGACGGAUUCAAGUCACUUCCAGUAGAGUUGCUAAAGUACUGCGCUGUGAUCUUCUGCGUCUCGUAUGGCAAUACCGCUUACAACGGUAACAAGGGUCAGUUCUUUGGUAUCGAGGUAUACGGUGGGAGUGCAAUGGGCGCCAAGACGUGUGCACCCGACUGCACCCAGGCUCAAGACGCAUACAACCGCGGCAGGUUCGGAGCCAAGUGGAUGCUUGUGGUCUCAAUGAUUCCCCAGUCUAUGCUGAUCGUCAUGGCCUACUCCACUAGCGUCCCACUGGACGUGAUAAUUGUGAUCUUCACCUCACUAACUACCACCACUCUGUUCGCACUCAAUGUACCCGUAAUUGUCCAUGUGCUUGGACAUGAAGCGAAUAUCGGGGUCUACGUUGGUGUAUUCAACGCAGCAAACUGCCUCGGUCAACUCAUCAACUUCAUCGUCGGCGCUAGUGUCGUUGGCACCUCCAUGGGCUACAAGCUACCAGUGUUCCUCGGCGGCCUCAUGAGCUUAAUCGGUCUGCUGUUCACUCUUUUCUUCUUCAAAGUGUGCACUCCAUGUAAAUAUUAUAAAUCUAAUAUAAAAAACCACAAUAGCAAAACGAUGCAGUUUUAUAAGUUGACUGGUUUCUAA